ACUUUUGCACUAAAACGUUAGCAUUGAUUGUCCUCACGGAAUCUGCUGGUCCAUGGGUUUACUUUUCUGCCCAAGGUCUGGCUACAUUCCAUCACCCCCGGGCUGUAGUAUCCUUGCUGCCAGAUUAAAAUCGCUGUGCUAUUGGAAUUUGGGUGUUUUAGUCAGGACGUGCUUGUCACCUCUGCCUCUGGUGUUUCAGUCUUGAAUCUAUCUGCCAGAGAGACGACUAUGAAGAGGUUUAACACAUUUCAUCACGAUGUCUCUUCCCUCCUGACCGUGUAAUCGAACUUUAGUGGUGCAUCCAAAGAGGGGUUCAAAUGACUUUUUGAGCAUUUAGUGGGUGUGCUGAAUCCUGCAGAUUACGAACUCUGCAGGACAUCCAAUGAAAACAACAACACCUUAAUUGAAUUGGGGAUUGGCGCCUCUCACUUUUUAAUUUAACGUUGUUGUUUUUUUAAGGACACUCUCAUCAUGACGAUUCCAUUAUCUCGGACUCAACUAGCCCUGUUUUUCAUCCUCCUGUGUCCGGUCAAUAUCAUUGGGUUAUGGUGGGCAGUGGGGAGCCCUCUGGUCAUGGACCCCAAUAGUAUCUGUCGGAAGACCAAGCGACUAGCGGGCAAGCAGGCUGAGCUGUGCCAGAACCAGCCAGAGAUCGUCCACGAGGUCGCCAAGGGUGCCAAGCUGGGUGUGCGGGAGUGCCAGUACCAGUUCCGCUUUCGCCGCUGGAACUGCACCAGUCAGAACAAGUACUUUGGCAAAAUACUCCAACAAGACAUCCGGGAGACAGCGUUCGUGUACGCCAUCACAGCGGCUGGGGUGACCCACACGGUGACUCAGGCCUGCAGUAUGGGGGAGCUGCUGCAGUGUGGCUGUGAGGCGACCAGGAGCAGGGCUCCCCCCCGGCCUGCCUCCUCCUCCACCACCACCUCUGGCGAGGGAGUCAAGUGGGAGUGGGGCGGCUGCGGAGACGACGUGGAGUUUGGCUACGAGAAGUCCAAGCAGUUCAUGGAUGCCAAGAGGAAAAAGGGCAAGAGUGACAUCAGGACGUUGAUCGAUCUCCACAACAACGAAGCAGGACGACUGGCGGUGAGGAAUUAUAUGAGGACUGAAUGUAAAUGUCAUGGCCUGUCCGGGUCUUGCACACUCCGGACCUGCUGGAAAAAGAUGCCUCACUUUCGCGAGGUGGGUGAUCGCCUCCUAGAGCGGUUCAAUGGCGCUUCCAAGGUGAUGGGAGGCAAUGAUGGCAAGACCCUGGUUCCCGUAGGCCAGAACAUCAAGCCUCCGAGCAAACAGGACCUGAUCUACUCGGCCGAGUCGCCCGACUUCUGCUCGCCCAAUAGGAAGACGGGCUCGCUGGGCACGCGGGGCCGCAUGUGCAACAGCACAGCCAUGGACGUGAGUGGCUGUGACCUGCUGUGCUGUGAGCGUGGCUACCGAGACGAGACGGUGGUGUUCGAGGAGAACUGCCUCUGCCGCUUCCACUGGUGCUGCGUGGUGCAGUGUAAGAAGUGCUCGGUGAGGAAAGAACUCAGUCUCUGUCACUAGCAUUACCAUAGUGAAGCUGGGUUGGCUCCAGGCCUGGCCUGCCUCACACGAAAGAUGCACUGAGAUCAUGCUCCCACAGUUCAAUUCAGGAGCACGCUGAGAGAUUAGUAUCUUAUCUAGGAUCAUCUUGGACAGACAGCUGCAGUAACUCUUCUCUCAAGCUGUAGAACAGUCCAGAAUGGCCGCUACUCCAGUGCUCACCACAUAGAGCUCUAUGACCCAGAAACGGAGGCUCUUUCAGGCUCUUUUUCUAGAAACCCACUGGAGGAACUUACCCAACAACUGUUCCAGCUCUCCAGAGUGGAAUAUUGAAGGUCACAUCUAAGGUUAAAAGUUCAAAUUCAGCUCCGAGAACGCUGUAGAACUGAACGGUUCGGUCCCAUCUCAUAGAAGACCAUCAGACAGCUUGGUACCAUUCUCAGUCGUCGGUACGGAGGUCGUUGCCUCUAAAGCAGUGGUUCCCAAACGUGUUUGCGCAGUUGCCCACCUCAAGCCUUUAGCCAUUGAACCAGAAAAUAGCAUAACAACUGUUUCUAGCCUCAAACCCAAUGCCAAUGCCCUCUAGGAACAUGCUUACAACCCACAAUUAGGGAAACACUCUUCAUAGUCAGUUAACCAUGUAACUACAAGUGAGGACUAUUGUAAGAAAAGCAUAAUGCCUUUUGAGUGUGGAAAAUAAGACUUAUGGUCUUGGUAACAAGAUAGCAAGCACAUCAGCAUGCUACGUUUCUACACACGGUAACUGGAAUGUUAUGGAAGAAAGGAAAAUGGACACGCACAACGUGGAAUACAGGUAUCAAGCACAAAACGUAUGAAAAAGGGAAAUCUGGGGAUUAUUUGUUUGGAGGACGAACCCCAUCACGUUUCAUGGUGAGGAGCUGAACUGACACCCGAGACUAUUAUUUAUGGACAUUUUAUGACAAGACUACUCAUAGUGAUAAGGUGAGGAACGUGCCUACCGUCUCUCUGAAAAGCACUUUGGACAUGGGAGCUAUCUCUGUGAACCAUAUGUUACAUUGGUUGUUGUUUGGGUAGUUUGCAAAUGGAGAAACGUGUUACAACUUUCUUUUUUUUUUCGUACGAGGUGCAGUAUCGAGAAAGUAUAAUGUUAUGUUUAUCUGUUUAAUAUACAGGGCUUUUGUAAUGCACUUUCAAUUAAAGCAUUUGCUGCGUA
Molecule: messenger RNA, 2719 nt
Organism: Oncorhynchus nerka (sockeye salmon)
Lineage: Eukaryota; Metazoa; Chordata; Actinopteri; Salmoniformes; Salmonidae
Product: protein Wnt-6-like
Exons: 4
Coding region: 472-1545 (357 amino acids)
Biological process (GO): multicellular organism development; cell fate commitment; neuron differentiation
Cellular component (GO): extracellular region
Molecular function (GO): cytokine activity; frizzled binding
Source: RefSeq, a predicted model, not a curated record